Acanthochromis polyacanthus (spiny chromis) is the source of this 3732-nucleotide messenger RNA. It is a transcript of the gene adora2b, whose product is annotated as adenosine A2b receptor. The record is from RefSeq and is a predicted model, not a curated record. Lineage: Eukaryota; Metazoa; Chordata; Actinopteri; Pomacentridae. The transcript has 3 exons. Gene Ontology annotation, cellular component: membrane. Gene Ontology annotation, molecular function: G protein-coupled adenosine receptor activity. Gene Ontology annotation, biological process: adenylate cyclase-activating G protein-coupled receptor signaling pathway; G protein-coupled adenosine receptor signaling pathway; vasodilation. The coding region runs from base 439 to 1470 and encodes 343 amino acids.
CAGCGGAGCGGUGACUCUCACUUCGGAUUCCACGCUCAUUACUGUACUUCCAGCCGCGUGUGCAUGUGAGGGAGUGUGUCUGCGUGGGGCGUGGCCUCUCUGUCAAAUUGUGUUCCCCUUCUUUUUCUUCUUGCGUUUCUGCCUGCACUUCAAAACUGCUGUUGCGUGGGGGAGUUCAGCGACUCUGUGUCUGCGAUACGGACCUAUAGAUGCAGCUUUAACGCUCCACAGAUCGGCCGCUGUCGGUGUGAAACACAUCCAGAGACGAUGUUCAGGUUCAUUAAGAUGGCUGAUGGUGCAGCUCACACUUGUGGAAUAUUCCUGGAUUACAGCAGAAACACUUCUUUACUCCUCUGGGACUAGGAACAGCGUUGUGGGUGACCGUCUUCUCUGUGAACAGCCUGCAGCUUUUGGUCCUUUUGAACACACUUUGCUGAGAUGAAUACGUUCUACAUCGUGAUUGAAGUAGUAAUUGCUGUUCUCUCCAUAUCCGGCAACAUCCUGGUGUGCUGGGCUGUAGCGAUCAACACCACUCUGAAGAACGCCACCAACUACUUUCUAGUGUCUCUGGCUGUGGCUGAUAUCCUGGUCGGUUGCCUCGCCAUCCCCUUCGCCAUAACCAUCAGCAUCGGCAUACAUCUGGACUUUUACGGAUGCCUCUUCCUCGCCUGCUUUGUCUUGGUACUCACUCAGAGCUCCAUCUUCAGUCUUCUUGCUAUUGCGAUUGACAGGUAUCUUGCCGUCAAAAUUCCUCUGAGGUACAAGGAGUUGAUGACGGGAAAAACUGCCAGAGAGAUCAUUGCUAUUUUGUGGAUCCUCUCCUUUGUUAUCGGCCUCAUCCCCUUCUUCGGAUGGAACUUGAAGCACGAGAGGUGUGAGAAUGGCAGCUCUGAUGCACACAACACUACGAACUCGCGGGGCAGAGACUUACUGCAGAGCUGCAAGCUAAAGUGCUUCUUUGAGAGCGUGGUAGACAUGCACUACAUGGUCUACUUUAAUUUCUUUGUGUGCGUGCUGCUGCCACUGCUCAUCAUGUUGGGCAUUUAUGUGAAGAUCUUCACCGUAGCCAGGAAGCAGCUGAGGCAGAUCGAGUUGAAGUGUGUGGGCAACGGGGACAGCCAGAACCAUGGGCUGCUGCAGAAGGAGAUCCGGGCCGCCAAGUCCCUCUCCAUCAUCGUGGGACUGUUCGCUGUGUGCUGGCUGCCCGUCCACAUCCUCAACUGUCUCACACUGUUUUACGAGGAGCUGAAGAAGCCGGAUGUCGUCAUGUACGUGGCCAUCAUUCUGUCUCAUGCCAACUCUGCAGUCAACCCCAUCAUCUACGCUUACCGCAUCCAGGACUUCAGGAACACCUUCCGCAAGAUCCUGGCCCAACACUUCCUCUGCCGUAAGGAGGAGCUGUACCUGAGCUCCAACGGCAGCAGACGCAACAGAGACCAGAUCCACAUGACCAUUGACCCUCUGCUAUAGAGGAGGAGUAUCAUCUGUGUCAACUUGGUUGUUUCAGUCUUGAAUUUAAAUUUCACUGAGGAUUAUGUUUACAGAACAAGGUUAUGAUAUGUGAAGAUGAUGUCAAACGCACCUUGAAUAUGGACAUUUAUUUAUGAGUAUCAGGGGAUAAAGCAGUGAAAUGUCGAGUAGCGACUCUUACAUAACUUUUGUAUUGUGAAGGAUUUCUGAUUUUGUUGAAGCUAACUGGAUUUGUAGGACUGUGAACAGGAUCCACGCUUAAAAUGCUAUUUAUCAUUCUGAAUCCACGCUGUUACAAACACUCCUCUUUUUUUGCCCUGCUAUUUUAUAUCGUCAACAUUCAGUACCAUUGUUUCAUUAUUUAUUUAUUACCAGACCAUGUCUUUGAGAAUGUAAAGAUCAAACAACUUUUGUGUGGCUAGAUCUGUGUUUGUGGACCUAAAAAGGUACAAUAGUAGUGUUUGUCCAUGGAUAUUUUUGGCUCAAGAACCUUCAUGCUCAUGUUCAUUACAGGCUCAAUUUACAGGACAGAUAAGAUUUCUUCAGAUUCUAAUUAUAAGAGGAGCAAGGACUGUGGCAUUUUUUCAUAUCUAUAUGCAAAAUUAAUGGCAGAUAACAAAAAUACACCAGACCCCUGAAUAGCAGAGAUGUUCCCAAUGUUCACAGGUGUUCCUGGAAGUGCAGGCAGAGGGAUCAGAAAUAGACUUUUCUGCAUGCAGGAAGUCACCAUUAACUAAAUUAAAAGGUCAGGGAGAGACAUGAAAAACAAACAGAAGGAAGAAAAAAACAUUUCCUCACUCAUGAAUCAUUUCUCAAAGCCACAGGGGUCACAAAAUUAUCUGGUAACCCCUGUGGCUGUGCACUAGAGGUAGAGGGAUUUUUGGACUCCAAAAUAAACGGCAUGGUUUGAUUCAGUCACGCAAACCCAGAAAUAAGUAGUUUACCAUAAACACACCUGUGGUGGUGCUCCAUUUCAUUUCCAUUUUUCUCAAGACAAAAGCUCAGGAAGUCAGAGACUAGACUGUACCCUUUGCAUAGCACAGAGCAUCUUCAGCUGCUUUACAUUGAGCCAAAUGUGAACAUGCUGUACCUGGAAGACAGUGUCAAACUUGAUACUUCAAACCACUGCAAUUUACAUUAGUCCUCAUCAUCCAGCUUUGCAGUCAGUGGAUAACAUAAAGCACCGUUGCUUUGAUUCAUGUCGGUGUAUAUGAACGUCACUUUCUGUAGGAGUCCAGCUGAUACCCCCUUCCCCUCAGAUUGGGAUCCUGAAGCCCUGUCAGUGCAGCAAGUCCUCCACAAGUCACUGACUGAACUGCUUCAUUUGAGAAAACAAGACAAUUUAGUUGAAAUAUGUUGCAUUUUAAACUUCUAUUAGGACUUCAGUCUUCGUCAUGCUAGCAAAUAUGGACAACUUAAGUCCAGCUGAUGACAGAAAAGGGGAGAAUUUAAAAGUCAGGUAGGGAACACUAAGGAAUUACUGUUUUAGAAGCAGAUUCUUUGACUCCAGUGAUUCACAAAGUGACACUGACACUGCAACUUUUGUGGUAGAGGUGCUCUUUGUGAACUCAACCAGAAGAGCAGUUUUGUUCAGAGUGUCGUAUCUUGUGUGAAGAACUGAGGGUGUUUUGGUCACCUGAGAGCCAUCAUUACACAAACGAAAACAUUGCACUGACAUUUUAGACUAUUCCCUGUUUGGUGUGUUUCACUCGUGUUGUUGAAUCUUGCCGUGUUGGUGUUAAAGAAGUGUUCUUAGCUUGACCACUUGCCUCCACAGCUUCACCAUCUCCCCUCAUUUGCUGUUGUGUCCAGUGUUCCACCUCUAACUUCAAGGGCUAAAAUACGGGAGUGUGCCAACAUUUUAGUACAUUCCAAUGGAGACAUCUAUACUGUAUCUGCACUGUAUUGUUGUAUUAUUGCCUUUGUUGACUCGUGUAAAAAUAAGUACUGUAGGUGUCCGGCUUUCUACAAGCUAUUGAUUGAUGUCAUACUAUUGCCUUUUUCCAAUUUUAAAAGUCAGACAGACAAUAACAAGUUGAUCUAGUUGAACAUUCCUGCCUUUCAUUCCGAAGUACCUAUCUGUCAGUGUUCUCUAGUGUCGUUACUAAUCAGGAGAAACAUCCACUGUGGUCAAGCUGAUGUUCCAUUCUUUUGUUCAUUCAACAAAACUACAGCUGCAAACUGAUACUGCUAUUUAACAUGAUGCAAUCUGUAUGUAUGGUGAAUUAUUUUGUUAAUAAAGGCAGUGUUUAUAUUGUUAAA